CUCACUGGCAUUGUAACGUCGCAAUGGAUUUUCCAUGGAUCACCUGAAGUUCGCUGAGAGGAAACAUAUAAGAAUCAAACAACGCCCGGGCAGCAGUUCUACAACUGCGACGAACAUAUCUCCAUCAAAACGCACUUCUCAAUUUCCAAUGCCUCAAUAUCGAGCCUUCAAUGGGAAGGUUUCGUGCAAGGUUGCGUAUAUUGCCGGAAAUAUACUCACCCUCUUGGCAACACAGCGUGGCUAGAUGAAUCCAAAUGCAGACUCAAGUUCCGACCAGACAGGAACCGUACAAGACUCAUAUAAGAGCGCGCAGAAUUUCUCAAUCACUGCAAGUCAUUCUUUUUUCGGGGAGAAUAGGUUUGUGUAUUGUUGAUUAUCAUUAAGUCAGAAAAGAAACAUCCCAAGGAAAAACCAAUAAAGAAAACCCGCCGCACACGAUGCAUCUCCCUACCUCACUCUACGCACUAUGCAUCCUAGCACUGAUCCCUCAGGCCCGUGCAGACUGCAGAGAUUACGAGCAACCGACCAAGUACGUAAACGGAACCCUCACCUGCAGCGAUAGCCGCACGCCCACGUCUGUCGCUGCGUUCCAGGGACAUCUACACCAUUCGUGCAGGAUGGCGUGUGAGAAGCCGCUUCCGUACGACACUGGCGAAAAGUACGACGCGCUGGUCGUCACGGCGACAGGGCAUCAGAACAGGACACUCGAUAUGGGCGAGUGCUUCGGCGUGGUGGAGAAGAUUGCGAAUGAGUGUUGGAUUCGGAUUCCGGAGUUACAGUUCAUCGUCGCCAGAGGUGGUACAUUCAUUACAGACGGGGGUAUCAAAUAUGACGUAUUUGGAAAUCGUCAAUAACGAGAAGUCUGUAGAGCUGAUGUCUAAUGCUUGGGGAAGUCGUGCUCCAUUGGAUCGUGGGAUUAUUCGACAUGAUGCUGAGCUGCGGCGGCAUUUCUCUGCAUUUCUCUUGUUUUGCUUCGUGUGACAGGAGGUGUCAAGGCGUAAGGAGCUGGGUUCGGAGCUUCGACGGGGGCGAUUGGCGUAUGCGGGACGGCAUGCUGUGGAUUGCUGAGUGGGAUUCCUGGGAAUAAAUCCACAAGCAUCUCUGCUGCAGAAGCACGGUGAUCCGGGUCGAACAUUGCCAUUCUCUGGAUCCGUGAUAGCUCCCCACCGGGAGAAGCUACAAGUCGAACUAAACCUUGCACAACCGUUGCAGGUUGGCUCUGAUAAUAAUUUUGAUUCUGACGAAAU
This is a messenger RNA of Aaosphaeria arxii CBS 175.79, 1247 nucleotides long. RefSeq lists its product as uncharacterized. NCBI's taxonomy places the organism in Eukaryota, Fungi, Ascomycota, Dothideomycetes, Pleosporales. The transcript has 2 exons. The record is from RefSeq and is a predicted model, not a curated record. Bases 438 to 854 code for a protein of 138 amino acids.